CGUACUUCAUCCAAACGUAGUAAUUCCUCAGCGGACAUACUACUUCGAUCUCGUUUCUUGACAUCUUUUCGUUCCUUCUUCUCGCGCUUCCGCUUCUCCUUGUCGUCCUUCUCCGUAGCCUUCUUCAUAAAGUUGAACAUCUUCUCAUUCACAGCACGGUUCUCUACUCGAACGUGAGAAAGAGAUAACGCAGGAUAUCUCUUCUCUGUUGAUGAUAGCCGGCGCGUGUACAGUUUCACGCGGUGUCGCGUAUUUCGGACUGGCCCGCACGCAUAACGCGACACUGUCCAUCGAUACGACUGAUGUGUGCUCCCUCGGUCACACCGCCGUUACGUGCAAACACUAAACAACACGACCGACGAAAUCGCUCCCCUGUAGAGACGACGACGGCUGUCGACGAUCGCUGCGUAGACGAGGGCGAGGGGAGAGAGGCCAGGCGGGAAGGGCGUGCACGCUCGCGCAACGUUGCGUACGCGCCAAGCGAGCGCAAAUAUCGAUAACAGGAAAUUCCCUGUCACGGAAUGAAUUCCGAGCGAACGAUACGUCACUUUCGAUGCCCCGUUAUUUUACGAUACAAUACGAGGCACGUUUUUCCCUCGAGGCACGCUUUGAUCUAUCCCCGCAUGGAAACCACGGGACCGCUAACAGACACGAAGAACACCAGCACUCGCGAAGGCGCGUCGCUCGAUAAACCUCUUCGGAUACUAGGUUUUCACGCGACACAGAUCACAAAACACCGAAUACAUUGGUAUUGAAUUUUCAGUCGAUCAUCGACGAUACGGUGAGACCUGACGCACAAAGGGGCGUGAACCUACCAGAGCGAACUGUUUCUUCAUGGCCGGUCGUUUCCGGCAUUUAAUCCCAACGACAACAUAUUCCAAAACUGUAUCUUUCUACGAUUCUUCCGUUGCUUUUUUUCUUUGUGAACAAAAAACUGACUCCCUCUCUUUUUUUCGCUUGGCUAAAAUGAAUUGAAAACGUUCUUUCACAUACGGAGUAUGUAUAUAAGAGGAAUUGAUCAAAAACACAAUCUUCAUGCACGAAGAUAGUUUUAUCCUCGCGUUGUUUCUCUCCUCGUUACUUCUCCGGAAAGCAUCGUUCUAUGUGAGAACAGUAUUGUGACAGUCGCGCGUGACAGCGAAUUCUUACUUUCGCGAGGCUUUCGACUCUCGCCGGUAUACCAAACCGGUGAAGGCGGAAGGGAAGGAUAGGAAUACGCGUGCCUAGAACAAAGAGGAAGGGGGAAAGGUUGAGAAGGAGAAAGAGAGGCAGGAACGAACGGACAACGAAAAUCUACAUGUCAUUUUUCACCACACCUUACUCUCGCAUGCUCUUCAACCAACGGGAGAGCCGCCGUUCGUAAACAAAUGCCGCACGAUUGCGAAAACGAAUGUUGAUAACCGUAUUGCGAUCGUGCGUACUCGUGGAUUGUCGUUCGUAUGUGCAAUCGUGCGUAUCGCGACAACGAUAACGCCGCGUCGUGCAAGAUCAAGAACCGACUCGAUUUUCGAUACGCGACGAAACUGACAGUCAACGCGGCACGAGACACACGUCACAACACCGCCACACCACCCGCCGCCAUUCACUCGGUUGAAGACGCGUGUGAUUCGUAGAAGGUCCACACUGUCGAACACGGAAGCGCCGUCAUUCCAAAACAAUCGUAUACACGUGUCCGUCGAAGCGUGCAGCAGCUUAGCCCAUUGGAUCGUCCCUUUUGUCAGAAAGACAGUCAAUGAUACGCGAAAGUUCAACGGUGCACUCGCGCGACACCGACGACUAUCAUGGCAGACUGAAUCGCAGGUCGCGAGCCACGAGUUACGAGUUGGACCGGUGGCGACUGCUGGCGUCCUAAACCGAAUCACGGCCUAUAGGCCCGCGCCCUUCUUUCCGUUACGCAGGUCUGCGCAUGCGCCGCUAAUCGACGAUACGUUAUCGACUGAACGCAAGACGAACGAUCUUGCCAAUUUCAAAGAAUUUCAAUGCCUGAUAUUGACAAUUUGACCGGUUAAUAUCACGAAACAACAACAAAUUUCGACAACAACACAGAUUUGUCAAACAUGCAACAUUUAUUUGGCUUUGUACUGUUUGAGAGAACCGUGUGUUUGGUUCGCAUGUUUAAUAAUGGGUUUUUUCGUAUUCGUGUACGUAUUGUGUAGUUGUAAGCAUUUACGAUUACGUUGAUAUGUUGUAAUUUACUUGCCCCCACGAAUAUUUAAUUGCUUCUUCUACGUCAACCUUCUCUCUGCUCGAUCGACCUUAUAUUGUGAGAGAAUGUAAUUAAAUGUAUUUCCCAACAGCUGGCAGCACGUAGCAGAACUGAGCGAGCGAAGAACUGCGAGGUUAAUAAAUGCAAAAUGUUUUAAUAUCUCGUACGUGUGUUAUAGCGUAAAAUAAUUUUCGAUUGAUAACGCGAUCGGAUGAUAACGACGAAUUAUUCUACGUGAAACAUAAUGUUGUUUCGAUGUCUUUCGGGUGUUCGUACUUUCUUCAGUGUCGUAACCGCCGAAGCGUGUGUACAAUGCAGUAAAAAUAAAAUUAUCACGUUUAAUCGACCAACGCGAACUCUGUCUACGACGAACGUACAAUGUUCUACCGUUGGUGAAAUUAUUGAACAAUGGAGCGACCGGUUUAAAAAGGAAGGUAUUCCAGAACCCGUAGAAUCGAUCGAGCACAUUGUUGCGCACGUCAUAGGCACUAGCAAGAAUGCCGGUUCAGUACAUAAUAGGAGAAUGGGACUUCCGGGAUAUUACUUUGAAAUUAGUCCCGCCAGUUUUCAUACCACGACCCGAAAGUGAAAUGUUAGUUCAUUACGUCUUAAAGGCACUGAAUUCUUCUGAAAAUAAAGGACAAGAAAUUUUAGAAGUUGGAUGUGGUUCUGGCGCCGUAUCUCUCGCGAUCGCACAUACUGACAAAACAGUUAAUUGUGUAGCGAUCGAUUCAAAUCCAGACGCGUGUGACUUAACCAAAGAAAAUCGAGACAGAUUAGAUUUAAAAGAUCGAGUUUCAGUUGUGCACGCAACGCUUAAAGACAAUGGUUCGAUAGAACUAUCGAAUAUAUUGAGUGGACCCAACGAUAUCGAUUUGAACUCGAAGAUUUUCGAUCUCAUAGUUAGUAAUCCUCCUUAUGUACCGACCAAACAAAUACUUACAUUAACUCCUGAAAUUAAAAUUUACGAAGAUUUAACAGCGCUUGAUGGAGGAGAUGAUGGCUUAAAAGUUAUUAAACCUUUAUUAAAAUAUGCUGCCACGGCUUUAAAGCCGGGAGGACGUUUGCUUUUAGAAGUUGAUCCAAGUCAUCCUGAAUAUAUACAAUUUUUUACAAAAAAAUAUCCCGUUCUUAAACUUCAAUAUGAACAUACUUACAAAGAUUUUUGUAAUAACGAUCGAUUUGUUGAAAUACUGAAAAUAUCGUAAAAGGAUUUGAUAUGUAAAUAUCAAAUUUUUUAGAUUAAAUAAAUUAAAAUAUAGUAUAAUAUGUAACUAAAAAUAUCAAUAAUUUAUUUGUUUUCUGAUACAUUAUUGAAAUAUACUUAGAUUAAAAAUAUUCUUAUAUUGGAUAGAAUUAAUUAA
Heterotrigona itama is the source of this 3570-nucleotide messenger RNA. NCBI's taxonomy places the organism in Eukaryota, Metazoa, Arthropoda, Insecta, Hymenoptera, Apidae. The record is from the annotation of a GenBank genome assembly.